UGUCUCCCAACUCCGCACGGUCGGCUCGCACCAACUGCCCCCCACCCGAUCCCUCUCUCUCCCUCCUCCGCGGCGCCUCGCCGUCCGACGAGAUCUCGCCCGCCGCUCCCCGCCGGCCAUGGCCACGCGGAACCGGACGCCGCUCUUCCGCAAGUACCGCGACGCGCUGCGCCACGUCCGCGCGCCGGCCGGGGCGCCCUCCGCCUCCUCCUCCUCCUCCUCCCCCGGCGGCGGGCCGGCGGUGGUCGAGAUGGCCUCGCUGCUCCGCCCCGACCGCAACUACGCGCCCCUCAGCACCGACGACCCCUCCGCCUCCUCCAGUAGAGGUGCGGCGACGGUUGGGCUGCCACCAGCCUGGGUGGAUGUUUCCGAAGAGAUAUCUGCGAACAUGCAGCGGGCAAAGACGAAGAUGGCCGAGCUGGCUAAGGCGCACGCCAAGGCCUUGAUGCCGUCCUUCGGCGAUGGCAGAGAUGAUCAGCGAGCAAUUGAGAUUCUCACGCACGAGAUAACAGACCUGCUGAAGAGGUCAGAAAAGAAGCUGCAGAAGCUGUCCAUGAAAGACUCCUCAGAAGAUUCGAAUGUCAGAAAGAAUGUCCAGCGUUCCCUUGCUACAGACCUGCAAACUCUUUCGAUGGAGUUCAGGAAAAAGCAGUCAACUUAUUUGAAGCAGCUUCGCCAACAGAAAGAGGGGCAAGAUGGUGUUGAUUUAGAAAUGAAUAUGAAUGGGUCUAAGUCGACAUUUGAACUUGAAGAUGAUGAAUUUGAGGAUGUGGGUUUCACUGAGGUUCAGAUGUCAAAACUUAAGAAAAGCGAAGCAUUCACUAGAGAAAGGGAGAGAGAAAUCGAACAGGUUGCCCAAUCAGUCAAUGAGCUUGCACAGAUCAUGAAGGAUCUUUCAGUUCUUGUGAUUGAUCAGGGAACAAUUGUUGAUCGGAUAGACUACAAUGUACAGAAUGUUGCGGCCUCAGUCGAAGAGGGCUAUAAACAGUUGCAAAAGGCUGAGAGGACGCAGAAGAAAGGGGGCAUGGUGAUGUGUGCCACUGUCCUCGUCAUUCUUAUCUUCAUCCUGAUAAUCCUCCUGGUUUUGAAGAAGAUCCUUUUCUGACUUGGCCCUCUCUUUAUGGACGCCUUCCAAGUGAACACCAUUCACAUAUACUCUUGUGUGGGUAAUGGACUGUGCAGUGCCGUCGUGUUGGAAUUCGGAUAAGCUGCUGCUCAUUUGCACCAUAUGCAAUACGAUUUAGCGAUCUCAAAAGAUGGUUCAUCUGCCUGUGUUAAUAGUGGCUGGGCCAGUAGCUCCCUCCAGUCUUCCACAUUUUUUGCAGCACUGCUGAGUGUAGAGAUGUCGUAUUCAUACGGGUACCAUUUUUUUUUUCAAGUGAAGGGUUCUGUUGAUACAGUUCACACCCGCCUGCCUGUCGUGGAGCAACCAGGUCUGGUUUUGUAUGAUCUGUAUAAAGUUGUACCAUCAUCCAGUUAUUAGAAAUUGAAAAAUAGCUUCACUCU
Molecule: messenger RNA, 1506 nt
Organism: Triticum dicoccoides
Lineage: Eukaryota; Viridiplantae; Streptophyta; Magnoliopsida; Poales; Poaceae
Product: syntaxin-43-like
Exons: 8
Coding region: 119-1105 (328 amino acids)
Biological process (GO): vesicle-mediated transport; intracellular protein transport; vesicle fusion
Cellular component (GO): endomembrane system; SNARE complex; membrane
Molecular function (GO): SNARE binding; SNAP receptor activity
Source: RefSeq, a predicted model, not a curated record